UUCAGCAUAUCCACCACCUAAAAACUCAUCCGGGAAGCAUAUGAUCAAUCAGUCACUUCCUAAGGAGUAUCAGUAUCUAGUUCAAAAAAUGGCUUCUUCUAAGGCAGUUGCAACCAUUGCUCUUCUGCUGUCCCUUAACCUCUUGUUUUUCACUACAGUCAGCGCAACUCGUUGCCCUUCCCCUCCCGAAAGCUCUCCACCCACAAGUUUCCCUCCUGCAAGUUCUCCUCCUGCAAGCUUUCCUCCCGAAGGCUCUCCUCCCGAAAGCUCUACUCCCGCCAGCUCUCCUCCCGGAAGCUCUCCUCCCGCAAUCUCUCCUCCUGCAAGCUCUCCUCCCGCAAGUUCUCCUCCCGCAAGUUCUCCUCCCGCAUGCUCUCCUCCUGCAAGCUCUCCUCCCGCAAGUUCUCCUCCCGCAAGUUCUCCUCCCGCAAGCUCUCCUCCCGCAAGCUCUCCUCCCGCAAGCUCUCCUCCCGCAAGCUCUCCUCCUUCAAGUUCUUCUCCCGCAAGCUCUCCUCCUGGAAGCUCUCCUCCCGCAAGCUCUCCUCCCGCAAGCUCUCCUCCCGCAAGCUCUACUCCGGCAAGCUCUCCUCCCGCAAGCCCACCAGAUGGAGCCUACUGCCCUCCAACAAGUUCUCCUUCCGCAAGUCCUCCAUCUGAAGCCUCUUACCCUCCCGCAAGCCCUCCAGCUGAAGCCUCUUGCCCUAAGGACGUCCUUAAGCUAGGGGUAUGUGGCAACUUGUUAAAUGACUUGGUGAACAUUGUUGUGGGGACCCCACCAAAGACCCCAUGCUGUAGCCUCAUUGGUGGACUUGCCGAUCUUGAAGCUGCUGUGUGCCUUUGCACUGCCAUUAAGGCCAACGUUUUGGGCAUCAAUCUUGAUGUGCCAGUCUCCUUAGGCUUGCUUUUGAAUUACUGUGGCAAGUCUGUCCCGAAAGGCUUCCAAUGCACCUAAGAGGCAUGAUCUUCUCUCAUCUUCAUGGAUGCUACUGCACUAAUUCCACAGCUUUGGGUUUGGUUGCAUUAAUAUAAAUUGUGCACGUUUCCUUUAAAAUGUAAUUGAUGUGAAAUGUUCCCUCUAGGAAAUAAAAUUAGGGAGGGAAGGGUUUGAAACUAUUACAAUAAUUUAGGGAAUUGGGGGAGUUUUGAACCCAAGAUGCAUGGGUAGAAACCCAACACCUAUCCUUUAGGAUACUGGACCAUGGAACAUUCUUAUAUGUUUCUUGUAUUUCCCUUUAAAUUAAAAACUUAUUAUCUUUUUA
Molecule: messenger RNA, 1259 nt
Organism: Pyrus x bretschneideri (Chinese white pear)
Lineage: Eukaryota; Viridiplantae; Streptophyta; Magnoliopsida; Rosales; Rosaceae
Product: 36.4 kDa proline-rich protein-like
Exons: 1
Coding region: 41-952 (303 amino acids)
Source: RefSeq, a predicted model, not a curated record